CUCCGGCAGGGCGCGGCGUGCUGCGGGGCCUCCUCGGCCUCGCAGGCCUCCCUCGGCGGGCUGUUUCGGUCGCCUCUCGCUGCCGACCCCUGUGUCCGCCGUGCCGGUCGGCGUGGAGCCGUUGUUGAGGGGUGGGCCCGCUGUGGUGCAGCGACCGCUUCCUGCGGGGCGGUGGGGCUCCGGAGGGGAAGCGUGGCCCCCGGGCGGUGCUGGCGGCUUGGUGUGAUCUUAAAAACCUCGUGCCAAGAAAAUCAUUUCAAAGCCAGUCAGACUAUGGCCUUUGAAAGCAUUACACAAAAGGACUGGUAUGAAAUCCUGGGUGCUAAGCCAUCGGAUAGUCUGGCAGAACUAAAACGGAAGUAUCAAAGACUUGCUCUAUUAUAUCAUCCAGACAAGCAGAAGGCAGAUGUGCCAGCAGGAGAAGUGGAGGAGCGUGUACAGAGGUUCAUCGAAAUCGAUCAAGCAUGGAAAAUUCUAGGGAACGAAGAGACAAAAAAAGAGUAUGACCUGCAGCAGCGUGAAGAUAAUCUGACAAAAGAAUGGCCACUACAUGCACAGAUUUCCCUUGAGGAUAUGUCCUGGAAUGAAGAUGAACAAUGUUACACUCUCCCAUGUCGAUGUGGUGGGAAAUACACUGUCUUCAAGAGUGAAAUCAAGGACGUAUCUUUGGUUUGUUGUGACACAUGUUCACUCGUAAUCGAGAUCCUUCAAAGACUGUUUCCAUCAAGCACAUGAAGAGUUACAAAUUUGUAAAAAGACCGGACAAAUGGGGGACAGCAUCUGCUAAAGGAAUGUAUGUUAAAGAAAAGGGGACAGGAAUAAGUUCAAUUAGGCUUAAGAAAGGAAACAUGCACAUUAGCUAACAUAGCUCUGCAGAUAUGAGGCUUGGUUUUCCUUCUGCAGCUAAAGAGCUAGUUAAUAAAAACCUCCAGAACAGAA
Messenger RNA from Pezoporus flaviventris, 939 nucleotides. It is a transcript of the gene DNAJC24, whose product is annotated as DnaJ heat shock protein family (Hsp40) member C24. Gene Ontology annotation, biological process: positive regulation of ATP-dependent activity. The coding region runs from base 274 to 735 and encodes 153 amino acids. The transcript has 5 exons. The record is from RefSeq and is a predicted model, not a curated record. NCBI's taxonomy places the organism in Eukaryota, Metazoa, Chordata, Aves, Psittaciformes, Psittacidae. Gene Ontology annotation, molecular function: ATPase activator activity; ferrous iron binding.